UGGGAAAAAAUAGAGGAAAAAUAGGAAAAAAUAGAGGAAAAAUAGGAAAAAAUAGAGAAAAAAUAGGGAAAAAAUAGAGAAAAAAUAGGAAAAAAUAGGAAAAAAUAGAGAAAAAAUAGGGCAAAGCUAGAGGGAACAUUCUUUAAAGAAGCAGCAGCGGAGCCCCCGGAGCGCGCGUCGCGGUCGCGGCCAGGCGCCCGGCCGAGCCCGCGGCCGCAGCGCGGAGGGCGCGCCGAGCCCGCGGCCGAGCGCGGAGCGGCGAUGAAUUCCUACUUCAGCAACGCGUCCCUGCCGUGCCACCUCGGCGGCGGCCAGGACGUGCUGCCCAACGUGGCCGCGCUCAACUCCAGCUACGACCCCGUGCGGCAUUUCGGCGGCUACGGCGCGGCCGUGGCGCAGAACCGGAUUUACUCGUCGCCCUUCUACUCGCCCCAGGACAACCCGGUGGUGUUCGGCUCGGGCCGCUCGCCCUACGAGUACGGCUCCAACGCCUUCUACCAGGACAAGGAGGUGCUGAGCAGCUGCCGGCAGAGCUCGGUCGGGGCGCACGGCACCCCCAACUCCAUCGCGCAGGAUUUCCCCAGCGAGCAGAGCCGCGGCGCGGCUCAGGAGCAGAAAUCCGGCAUCCAGAUCUACCCCUGGAUGCAGCGCAUGAACUCGCACAGUGGUAAGUUUUUUUACGGCUGGCGCUGGGGAAGGGGGGGAAUAGACCCCCUCAGAAUCAAAGCCAAACCCCUCAAAAUCAAAGAGAAACCCCUCAAAAUCAGAGCUAAACCCCUCAAAAUCAAAGAGGGAGGAGGAGGAGGAGGAGGAGGGGGAGCGGCGGCCGCCGACAGCUUGGCCAAGGAGGAGAAGCGCGAUGAGACAGAGGAGGAGAAGAAGGAGUGAUGGAUUUUUUUUUUCGCCCCCCUUUCCCUCCCUUCUCAUCCCUUUUCUUCCCCCCUUUUUGUCCUUCCUGGUAUUUAUCGUUGGAGAAAAAAAAAUGAUAAUUAAAAAUUAUGUUGAAAAAAGUGUUGGCGGGGAGGGGGAAAUGGAAAAGAAAUUAAAAAUAAAUGAAAUAAAAGGGCGAGGCGGGGUGAGAGUGGAGGGAGGAAGAGAAGUGAAAAAGAGGGAGGAAAGUGGGGAAAAUUAAAAAGAAAUAAAAUAAAAGGGCGAGGCGGGGUGAGGGUGGGGUGAGGGAGAGAAGUGAAAAAGAGGGAGAAAGUGGGGAAAAUUAAAAAGAAAUAAAAUAAAAGGGCGAGGCGGGGUGAGGGUGGGGUGAGGAAGGGAAAUGAAAAAGAGGGGGAAAAGCGGAGGAGCGAAAAAGUGAAAUUGAAGCGGAGGAGCGAAGGUGGAGGAGCGAAAAAGGGGAAUUAAAAAGUGGGAAAGUGGGAAAAAGUGAGGGGGAGAAAAAAGUUUAGGAAUUAAAAAAGUGGAGGAAUGAAAAAGUGGAAAAAAUUAAAAAGUGAAAAAAUGAAAAAAAAAAAGUGGAGGAGUGAAAGCAGAGGAAUGAAUGUGGAGAAUUUAAUUAAUUAAUGCGGAGAAAUGAGUGAAUGAAUGAGGAGGAAUUAAUUAAUGAAUUAAUUAAUUCAUGAGAGAGCUCCUCAAACCCACGAAUCCCCCCCAAAAUCUCCCCCCUCGCCCCCUCAUCCCGGCCGCACCCCCCGCUCCGUCCUCCCCCCACCCCAAAAAUCGGGAAAAUCGGGCAAAAAACUGGGCAAAAAUUGGGGCAAAACCGGGCGGAAUUGGGGGCGACCCCGCCCCCCGCUUGUCCUCCCAAACCUCAGCCAUUCCCGGUGGGAAAAAAUCAGAUUUUCCUCGCGGAAAUGCCAUAAAAAAAGCGCUUUUUCGGCCCGAAAUCGCCUUUUUUCCUCCUCGUAUUUAAGCAGCUACCUGGGCUCAUCACCGCAUCCACAAACUGUGACGGUUUCUGUGUGAAUAUUUUUCUCGGUGUUCGUGGUUCCUGUAUUUAUAUUUAUGUUUAGCGCUGUAAUGUGCGAAAAAAAGGGAAAAAAAAAUUAAAAAGCUAAAAAAAAA
Molecule: messenger RNA, 2016 nt
Organism: Passer montanus (Eurasian tree sparrow)
Lineage: Eukaryota; Metazoa; Chordata; Aves; Passeriformes; Passeridae
Gene: HOXC6
Product: homeobox C6
Exons: 3
Coding region: 262-888 (208 amino acids)
Biological process (GO): regulation of DNA-templated transcription
Molecular function (GO): DNA-binding transcription factor activity; DNA binding
Source: RefSeq, a predicted model, not a curated record